This is a messenger RNA of Hydatigera taeniaeformis, 2661 nucleotides long. The record is from the annotation of a GenBank genome assembly. NCBI's taxonomy places the organism in Eukaryota, Metazoa, Platyhelminthes, Cestoda, Cyclophyllidea, Taeniidae.
AUGGUUGGAAUAGAAUUCAUUGACUAUUUGACAAAACUUCGCGUCUCCGAUUUCCUCGGCUUGGAGGAUUUUGCAGACAAAAUGAAUUUCAUGUACUCUGUUCUCAUCCUGCUACUUUGCACAACAAUAAUCGCUGUCAAACAGUACCUGCUUGCCAGCAUCGCAUGCUACAUACCUACAGUACCUUCUGGCAAAGACUUUGAGAAAUUCCUGCAGAACUUCUGCUGGGUUCACGGAACGAUUCCUAUUUUGGAGGGGGAACACAUUCCUCAAAACUACUCCGAGUGGCACGAUGCUGACGAAAAUAUGCGAAUUAACUACUACCAGUGGGUACCCUUCAUGCUUGGUCUACAGUGCAUCCUUUUCUACGUUCCUCGCGUCGUUUGGCAGAUCAUCUGCUACAACCGCACCGGUACAGAUUUGGAGAACCUCGUUGCUGUGGCGAACAAAGCGAGCAACACUAUUGAGAACGACCGCAAGAUGCUUGUGAAACACGUUGCCGGAACAAUGGCAGAGAUGCUGUUCCAGCACCGCGACUACCGUCAUGGCAAAGUCGCUGACGCACGCCGAAAGGCCUUCAAAUUUUGCGGGAUGUUCAUUGCCAGCAAGCGUUUGGGAACUUGGCUUAUUUUCACCUAUCUUUUUAUAAAAUGCAUCUAUCUUGCAAACGCGAUCGGCCAGCUCUAUUUAAUGCAAACUUUCCUUGGAUUCAACAAAUCGAUGAGUAAUUUCGGUUAUGAGGUUGCUAGGUACAUGGUAAAUGGUCGCGACUGGGAUGAGACCCGAAUUUUUCCUCGUGUCUCCUUCUGCUACCUGGAGCAUGUCCGUCAUCUUGGCACCACCAAUCGAUACGUGGCCCAAUGCGUACUUCCUGUUAAUAUGCUGAAUGAAAAACUGUACAUUUUCUUGUGGUUCUGGACGGCCAUUGUAGCUGUCUGCACAGCUAUUUCCAUCCCACUUUGGAUUAUGCGGCUAGGCCGUGAAAAGAACAAGGUUCACUUUAUCAAGAAAUUCCUCCGUCUCCAAGAUAUAUACACUACAGAGCAUAAGGAAAUUCUGCGCAACUUUAUUUCUGACUUCUUGCGCCACGACGGCGUCUUCCUGUUGCGCAUGAUAUCAAUGAAUGCUGGUGAUGUUGUAACUGCCGACGUUGUUGUGGAGAUGUGGGACAUCUACAAGACCAAGUUUAAGAACAGAGCUAUGCUGAAUGACAUUGCGCGCGAUAUUGCUGCUCAACGAAGACAGCUCGAAGAAGGUGGCGAAACAACACAACGCAGAACACCUUACGAGAAGAAGGCAUCGGCCUUGGGGUCAGAUUUUAUGAAUUUUUAUCAGAAGUAUCAGGCGGCCACACUUAUAGGUAUUCAGGACUGGGCGGACCGAAUGAGCUACCUGCACAGCACCAUAAUUUUCCUGCUGUGUACAGCCAUAGUAUCUGCAAAAACUUACAUCCUUCAGCCCCUGGCUUGCCACGUGCCCACUGUCCCAUCGGGUUCUGAUUUUGAUUCAUAUUUUAACUCCUACUGCUGGAUACAUGGCACCACACCAAUUCGCGCCAACGAGACCAUUCCUGAGGACGAUGCCGCGUGGGUUGAAUUGGAGAAUGAGCGGAAAAUAACAUACUACCAAUGGGUUCCCUUUAUCCUGGGUCUUCAGACCAUAAUGUUUUAUCUGCCACAUGUUGCUUGGCAGAACAUCACAUUCAAUCGCCUUGGAGCAGACCUUACUGCCAUCGUUGUGAAGGCGAUGGAUGCUCUCAAGACCUCAUCACCUGAGAAUAGGGAAAAGAUGGUUGCGAAUGUAGCAAAACGACUGGAGCUUCUCCUGUUCGCACACCGCGACAUUCGUCGCGGCAAGCGGGCGGCGAUCAAACGCCGGCUCCACGCAAUCUGUGGCAUCUUCUUGGUCAGCAAGAGAAUGGGAACCUGGACAGUGUUCUCGUACCUUUGCAUCAAAAUUCUCUACCUUACAAAUGCAAUCGGGCAACUCUAUUUAAUGAAACACUUCCUCGGUUAUGACGAGGACAUGGUGGGCUUUGGACUGACCUUGGCCAACUCUCUGGUUUCGGGGAUUAAAUGGGAGGAGUCUCUUUAUUUCCCCCGAAUCGCCUUCUGCAGCAUCACCAUUCGUCAUUUGGGUCAAAAGACCAAUCGCUACAUGGGCAUGUGUGCUUUGGCCAUUAAUAUGCUCAAUGAGAAACUCUACGUCUUCCUUUGGUUUUGGACUCUCGCUGUCGCCAUAACAACUGGUGUAAGUCUUAUCAAUUGGUUCCUUCGUCUGGCCAUCAGGCGGCGACAGACGAGCGUUAUUCGCAGGUAUCUCAAGCUGAAACCUCUGAUGUUAGAGCCUGAGAAGAACGGUGAUAGCAGUCCAACACCUUCUGAAGCCUUAGAUCCGAGCAGGCCAGACACUGUGGAGCGCUUCAUUCGCGAGUUUCUCCGCAUGGAUGGUGUCUUUAUCGUUCAGAUGCUUAACAUGAACGCGGGCGAUGUCAUCACUGGUGAAGUGAUUCGCCUCCUGUGGCACACUUGGGUGACCAAGUACGCUGACAAGAAGGAUUUUGGCAACGAUCCUUGGAUUGACCCCGACUUUCCCGAUGACAUGGACGAAAUUGACAAAAUAAAGAUGGAGUUGGCCGACACGAAGGAAGAGUUUGAAUAA